AUGCAAGCGUUAAAAGACGACGUUGAUUUCGUAAAGGAACAUUGGCUCGACACUGAGCCGCGCAUGCCUCCACCGAACGACAACUCUCGUUGGCAUGGCAUCAAGCUAUUAGGAUCUGGUAGCUAUGGCGCAGCCGGCUUGUGGGCUGAAGCCGAUGCAGCAAACAAUAUCCGUGACAGAAUGGUGAUCAAAGAAGCCAAAGCCUUCACACCAAGCCGAUGGCGCGAUCCCAAGAACUGGCGGGACCGAUUGCCACAAGAAAUACGUAUCCACCAGCUUCUCGAAGAACGUCGUGCCGACGGGAAACCCACCGACGAGGACAUAUUCGUACCAGAGGGUUUCGUCUGGUAUACCAUCAAAGCGCUCGCGACUGCUUGUCUGGUGCUUCGCGAAGGCACUAUCGAUGACACCCCGGUUGACGGCUGGAGACCCAUCACCCACUUGGAUUUGCAGUUACCAAACAUACUUUUGAAUGUUUAUACUCCACGGAUUCCGGAAGCCAAAGGAAAGUCAAAAGCGGGCUCCUCCAAGAGUGCUAGACUCAACCGUGCCGACGCUGACGAUUGGAGGGCUAGAGAGCCUCCCGUGAUGCCUGUUCUCGCAGACUUUGGUAUUUCCUUCUUCAGUCCGGAUCGUGGCGACUGUCCGAUUACCGACAAUCCUGACGACUAUGUCAUCCACGAAACUGACACGCGAUAUCCUCCUAUCAAGGACAAAGACGGGCUACAACUCAUUCUGCCAGAUACUCCCGAGUUCGCCAUUGGACAGCCAGUCGACGCAGCUAAAAGAAGGGGACGUGAAUGA
Molecule: messenger RNA, 804 nt
Organism: Alternaria metachromatica
Lineage: Eukaryota; Fungi; Ascomycota; Dothideomycetes; Pleosporales; Pleosporaceae
Exons: 4
Coding region: 1-804 (267 amino acids)
Source: RefSeq, a predicted model, not a curated record